GGCCCCCUGGCCAUCUCUCGCUUUUUUUUCUUCCUCGGAAACCUUCCCUCCCCUUCGAGCGAGCGGCGCCACCCCUCCCUCCCCCUCCCGCUGCCGAGCAGCGCCCCAGCCCGCUCGCUCCGUCGCUCGUCUUCCUCCUCAUGCUAGCGCCUCCACCGCAGGAUGCUGAUUUGGUUCGUCUGGCUCUGCAUGCACUGCAUGGUGUCAAAUCAUCGUUAGAUGAGAUCAAGGAGCUUUCCGUGCUGUUCUCCUUAGCUCCGGCAGACAGGACUUCUCAUCGUGUUGCAAAUGUGUGGUCACGUUCAUCCAGCACUGCUUCUGUAGCGCAUAUUCUCAAUUCUAUAUGUUCUUCAGGUCUUGCGGUUUACUUCCUGUGCAAGUUUGUGCACUUUUAUCUUUUCCAAAGUCGAGAAACAAAUUGCGGAAGUAGAGAAAGGUGUGGACUUGAUGUUUGUAAUGACAAAGACACCGAUCCUCCUCCUCCUUAUAGUCUAGUGAACCAAGCAUUUGCUGCAGCAGUUGAAAAAGUUCUAGAAGGCUAUUUCUGUUCCUUGAAUACUUUACCACCUUCAAUUAAGCUGAGGCGUUCAGAGGGACAACCUGAUAGACCUUCCAUCAUCCCAGACAGAACUAGUCAUAAAUCUAGUUCUGAAGCCACUCUUCUGGAAGUUUAUCUCCACACCGAGGAGUUAAGAAGGCAUAUUAAGUCCCUCGGAAAUAUUUGUUUUCCUAAGUUUGCAGGUCUUACAUUAUGCCAGGAGGGUUUGACUACUGAUGCUAACUUGGAGUUUGAGAACUUCCCAAGGGGCACUGAUUUGCUUUCUUAUUUGUAUGUCCGCCUCCGUGAUGCUGAUCCAGUUCACUAUGCUCUUUUGAAAUAUCUUUUCACUCGUUCCUGUGAACCAUACUGUAAUUUCAUUAAGUUAUGGAUUUACCGAGCUAGUGUUGAGGACCCUUAUGAGGAAUAUCUCAUAACACAAACUGAGAAUAAGCAAAUUCAAGGAUGUUCUUCUGGCGCACUAGAUGAUUUCACUGUAUUGUCCUUCAAGGGAAUGAAUCAUGUAUCUGUUCCAUGUUUUCUGCAAGAUAUAUGCAAUCCUCUUUUGCGCACUGGGCAGCAGCUUCAAGUGCUCAUGAAGCUCGUAAAAUCAUGCAAUCUUUGUACUACUGAAGGAGAUGCUCAGGCCUCUAGUAAAACCAUUCAUCUAGAAGAAAUUCUCCCUUGGUUCGAUACGCCCAUUGACUCCUCAGUGAAUUCAUUUACUUUCUCAAAAAGCAGGGCAGAAGCAGUAAUAUGUCAAAGAGAUGCCAUGUACAAGUCAAUGGUAGAGAAGCUCCAUCAUUUUUUCUCAAAUGUUGAGAUAAUUCCUUUUGGUCCUGCGUCAAACUCCCUAUAUACAAGCAAAAGCCCUCUCGAUAGAGCAGUUUCAGAUAUGGAGCUAUUACACAUCGACACCCAUGCUCUGCCAACUUGCAAUAUGGCUGGAGAUGACAAAGAGAAUGAUGCUUCUUCAACAUCACAAGAAUCUUCAGAUAAACUGGAUCCACUGGAAUCUUCAGAUUGCUCUUCUUCUUAUAGUUCUAUGGACGAAAUUGAAGUUGAGAGUGGCAUCGCUUGUGGUAAUUUGUCUAGUUCCAUGCUCUCAUCAUACCAUGCGAGUACAGGCGAAGCAAAUUUCUCCUCAGAAACAAAAUAUAUGUGUUCAUAUCAAAGUAGCUCUUUUCACAAUGACAGAAAUACUUCAAGCCCUAACAAUGAUUACCACAGAAAUGGCGAUUUGAGUUGCAACAAUGUCCCCAUGAUCUCACAGAAUAUGGAACAUAAUGUGAUGCCUGAUACUCUGGAACUAGAUUACCAGUAUAGUAAAUUUUGGCCAUUUGGCAAACUUCCGAAGAACACAUUUAAAAGUUGCCCUGGAAAAAUGUGUUUGGUUGACGAGUUCCUAUAUACUGACAAUGAAAGUGCAGUAGAGCAAGUAUCACAUGAUGUAGUUUAUCCAUCACACAACGAGAACUCCUGGAAGAUAAAUCGGUCAUGGAAUACUAGUGUUCCUUACAAUCUCAGCACCAACCCCAUACUGAAGAAUGCAGCUAGUCAUCAGAUGGAGAGUGACUUGCAAGGGAAAAGGAAGAACCGAGCACUUACCAGCUUUGUUUUUGAAUCAGUCACAAAUCCAUGUGAAGUAUACUGUGGAAGGAGCACAUCCUGCCUAGUUGAGUGUGAAGACGGAGCUACAAAAGGUGUGCAGACCGCUGCUCAGUUUUAUGAAGAGACAGAUUGUUCUAGCAAGCUUCUUGAAGCUAAAACAGGAAGUCAGGGAUACCUUGCUUUGACAGGAGAAAUGGCAGCAAGAGAUAAUAUUCAGGAAAAUGUUUGCGGUGGAGCAUUAUGGGAGAAAUUGUUAGAAUAUACUGCUAAAACAACAGAAAAAAUUGUUAGAGAUAGCAAUGCAGCAUCUGAUAUGCCACUUGACAUAGCUAUUGACAAGUGCAUUAUACAAGAAGUUCUGCUUCAAUAUGAAUAUGUCAGCAGCCUCACAAUGAAGUUGCUUGAGGAGGGUUUUGAUCUUUGUGGACAUCUAUUAGCACUGCGACGAUACCAUUUUAUGGAACAAGCCGACUGGGCAGAUUCUUUUAUUGUUUCCAUUUAUCAUAAGAAAUGGUUCUUUGUUAAGUCUGAGCAGAGAAGAGCAGAGAUCAAAAGGCUUCUUGACUUGGCCUUGCAGAGGUCUUCAUGUGAUACUGACCCUUAUAAGGAAAGACUGUUCAUAUACAUGAAAGAACAAGCAGGCAUUUCUUUUGCUGGCUCUGAAUGUGGUCUUGAUAUGCUGGAUGACAUCUUGUUGGGUUAUAGAGUCGAUUGGCCAGUGAAUAUUGUCAUUACAGAGGAAGUACUUGGAAAAUAUGCUGAAAUAUUCUGUUAUCUUGUUCAAGUCAGGUUUGCGGUCUUCUCACUAACUGAAGUAUGGCGGUUUCUAAAGGAGUUAACACAGUUAAUCAGUCGCUCGAGACACAGUAGACCAGAUAUAUUGAAGGAACUAAACUCUGUAAUGAAAGUUAGACAUCAAGUUUAUCAUUUUCUAUCGACGCUACAGCAGUACCACCAUUGCAAUUUGUCUGAUAUAUCAUGGCGUCGUUUUCAACAUUCCCUUAAACAUCAGGUGAAAGAUAUGCUGGAUGUCGAGUAUGUGCAUAUGUGUUAUGUUACGGAUGCACUUCACAUAUGUUUCUUAUCCAGUGAGACAAAACCGGUUGCUACCAUAAUCAGAAGCAUCCUCCAACAAGCUUUGGAGUUUCGAUCAUGUUUUAAGAGUCUCGACGACCUUUCGGAAUCAACAGUGAAUCAACUUAAUCUGCAUUCUCUUAUAAACUUCUCUCAGGUGGAGGUUAUCCGAAUGAAGUUUGAGAGUAACAUCAAAGAUUUAUAUAUUUUGCAUUCAAAGUCAUCAAAGUAUGAAGAGCUUGGUCUUUCCCGUUUCUGGGGGUAUCUGAACUACAAUGAGUAUCAUUCCUUAAAAAUUAGCAAAGAUGUGGGCUGCUUCUACUUUUUAUAGGGAGUCAUGCAAAGUCCAAGUUUUUUUCUAGUCCGUGUUUUGCAGGCACUGGUGAUGGCAUUAUGUGCAUUUGAUUGCCUUAUGGUGAAAAGAGGUGCAACCCAUGUCCUCCGUCAUCUGGAAUCAAUUCACCCUUUGCAGCUGUUGGUGACAGAAGCUAACACGUGUGAUUGUGUGCUGGUUAUGAGGUCUCUUUGCAUCUGCAGCACGAGAGGAACGUGGUGCUGAGGGCCUGAGGCUUACUGUAUAUGUAUAUUACUGUGAAAGCAGAACGAAAAGAAAAGGCAGAAUGUACAUGAAGUGCUUCUCCAUUGGGCAUUAUAUGUAUACUGUUAAGAUCUACAGUUCUUUUAUAUUCCUUUCUCUGAAGAGAUCUGAGCUAUGGUAUUGAGGAUGUUAUGGAGCUUUCAUACUUGAAGAUGGAUCGGUUAGUAGGAAUGCAUUUUAAAUUUUCAGUGGAAGGGAAGAAGUUACUUGACUUGGUAACUCUGCCAAUAUUUUACUUUCACAAUGAAGGUGAUCUUCUGCUCUCUGGCCUCCUGCCGCAGAAGCAUAGUGAUGCUGUAGGUGGUGUUAGGUUUUCCGGUUUCUGGCUUUGCAGAGGGUUACCUCAUGUCCCUCAUACUUUCAUAGUGAUCUCAAGAAGAUGCGCUACUAACUUGGCCACCAGAACAGAUUGGUUAUGGGACACCGCACUUUGAAAACUACCUGUAAAGACAUCACUGUUCGUACACUACUUAAAAUCAUGUACAUUUGGUAUGUGACGUUGUGCCCCGUGUUUGAUAAAAUGCUAGCCAAAUACAGUUUUCA
Messenger RNA from Brachypodium distachyon (stiff brome), 4364 nucleotides. RefSeq lists its product as uncharacterized. The record is from RefSeq and is a predicted model, not a curated record. The coding region runs from base 141 to 3554 and encodes 1137 amino acids. Gene Ontology annotation, molecular function: gamma-tubulin binding; microtubule minus-end binding. Gene Ontology annotation, biological process: meiotic cell cycle; spindle assembly; cytoplasmic microtubule organization. The transcript has 14 exons. Gene Ontology annotation, cellular component: equatorial microtubule organizing center; centrosome; gamma-tubulin complex. Lineage: Eukaryota; Viridiplantae; Streptophyta; Magnoliopsida; Poales; Poaceae.